UCAGGGUGGCCAAAUGCCAGAUGCUGGUCACCAGCUUCUUUGUCCUGGUAACGGGCAGCCUUCUUCACGGGGAUCAGCCUGGCCGGGCUCCUCGCCCUGGGGGCCGUGCUGAGUGCCGCGGCCGCCGUGCGGGAGGCCCGACGCCUCAUGGCCGGGGGCUUCCUGUGCUUCGCGCUGGCGUUCUGCGUCCUGGCGCAGGUGGCCUUCUGGAGACUCCGCAGCCCCACCCAGGUGGAGGACGCCGCGUUGGACACCUACGACCUGGCCUACGACCGGGCGUUGAGGAGCCCGCCUGGCGUCUGGCGACAGGAGCUGCAGGCCAUCCAGGACACGUUCCUGUGCUGCGGGAAGAGCUCGCCUUCCGGCCUGCUGGGCGGCGCGGAGGCCGCCCCGUGUCUGGGAGCCAAGGGUGUCUCGCAGGACUGCCUGCAGGGCAUCCGGAGCCUCCUGAGGACACACGGACAGGUCGUCUCCAUCCUGGCCAGCGUGGGCCUCGCCUCCAUGGUGUACGCAAUGCUGCUCAGCUCCUUCCUGUGGUUUGCCAUCUGCUCCGGCCGCAGCCUGGACCGCAGAGGGACCUAUGCCCUGAGCCCCCGAGCCCGCGGCCGGCAGACCCGGGAGCCCAGCCUCUUCAGACGCUCCGAGGAGGGGCCCGCCUCCGCCCUGCAUCAGCUGGACGACCUGGGCCCUGGCGGACGCUUGGGGAGCCCCCGGCUGCUCCAGGACCACUGACGCUCUGUGCCGACCCCCUGCCCGCCACCUGUCUGCCCACGGGGGCAUGGACGCCCCCGCCUCCGCCCCGUGCCCCUCUGGGGAACGAGCCCGGUCCUCCGCAUCGUGCUGGGGUGGGGGAGGGGAGCCCGGCCAGAGGAGCGGCCCCCUGUGCGCCGACGGGGCCGGGGUCCCCCACAGGCUCCCCCGAACAGGCUGGGAGCUGGUCUGGAGCAGGGGAGCCUGGCGGGCUCUGCAGGGAGGCGCAGGCCCCACAGGGCCAUCCGGGGCCACUCUCUGCUGUGGGACCACAACGCCCCUCUCGCCUGCCUCCCCAACCCCCGCCACCACCUCCAAGGCAGCGACGGUGUGGGGAGUCCUGUGCAGGGAACUUCUCCGACUUCCCUUCUCCACGGGCUGGACAGGGUGCUCGACCCUCGAGGCUGCCCAGGGGACCCCCCGUCUGGAGGCGACAUCUCAUCGCAUGUCCAGGGGUGCCCUGUGCACCAGCCCCACCGGGCAGCCACAGCGCCUGUCUGGGGAAUCGAGACUGUCCCCGGUGGGGUCAGGGGCUGCAUCCUGUGCUCAGACCCCACAGCCCCAAGGCAGACGGCGGUGCGCCCUGCCCCGGCGAGGCCACAGCCCAGCACGGCCGGCGAAGGGGAGAGGGUGGCGGGGCCCGCGCAGCUAGCUCCACAGAGGGGCACCAGGCCUGGCCCACCAAGGCCAACCAAGGGGGACCUCCCUCCGGGGAUGUGCAGCCAGGGAAGGGACAGGCACCCGUGUGGUCCCCCACUGUGUCCCAGGACCGCCCCCCAGAGCACAGGUGCGCCCGCCUGCACUGCACGCAGCUGUCCGCCCGCCCUGUGGUUCUGUCCUGGUCAUCUCCCUGUCCUUCUCCCUGUCCUGUGCCCCACGAGAUAAGUUGUGAACAGGCGCCAGCACGGCAGUGGGGGCAGGGGCGGGGGAAGAGGAGCGACGUGAGUGAAAUUCUGCGAGACGGAGAGGCCAAGCAGGAGGAGAAAUUCUGCCGGAAGCCACAGACUGCUCCCCGGCCGCUGGCCCGAGACCGGUGCCCGCGGGGAGCCUUCUCUUCCUCCUCCUCCUCCUCCUCCUCCUCCGCGCCAGCUGCACGCCCCCAGCCUGCCUGAGCCCCGAUCCUGGGGAGGGGCCCGCUCCUCCUGUUGGGGGGCCGAGGAAGGAAGACUCACGCCGUGGCCCUGGUCUUCCACCGGAGUUCACGACCGGACAGGGCAGGGCGAGGAAAGGCCUCGGGGACCCCCAAUCCCACUCAGUGGUGACACCCCAUUUCCUCUGGAUUGGACCGCCCCCGCCGCCACUGUGACCACUGAUGGUCGCUUAGCCCCGUGGCCCCGGAGCUCUAAGUGGGCCGCGUGGCGCCCGCAGGUGCCCACACGAGGACACCGGGACUGCGUUCUCCGGUCAGAGCGUUCCUCUGGUGGUGACCGGGCUCUCCCCGCCGGGGGACGGAGGGCCGGCGGGGCGCACGUGUGGGAGUGGCUCAUGUGCUGUGAUCUCCCAAGACAUGCGGCCCCUCCCACCCCUGUGCACUCUGGGGGCGGGUGGUGGGGGUGAUGGCACCGUUGCCUGGUUACGGGGGCCACAUCCUGCAGGGCCCCCCAGUCCAGACGGCGCCCGAGGUCGGGGAGGCCGUUUGGAUCUCACAGAGGUCGGGUGGGGACAUUCGUGAACGGAGAAGAAGCAGCUUCCCCGCAUGGGGGGCAGCUGACACCCCCCGACGUCCCCGUCAGGGAAGUCGUCGGCGAGCACGAAAGGUGUCUCUUACUUCACGGGAAAAACCAAAUGGCCUUUUUGGCCAACCCAAUUUAAGACACACACACACACACACACAGACAAAAAGCAGAGACAGCCCCAGCUGCUGUGGCUCGGUGGCCUGUGAACCGGGGGGGGUCACCGGCUCGAUUCCCAGUCAGGACACACGCCUGGGCUGCAGGGUGGGUCCUCGGUGAGGGGCUGGGGGCGGGGUGCGUGC
Phyllostomus hastatus (greater spear-nosed bat) is the source of this 2725-nucleotide messenger RNA. It is a transcript of the gene TSPAN32, whose product is annotated as tetraspanin 32. Gene Ontology annotation, cellular component: membrane. NCBI's taxonomy places the organism in Eukaryota, Metazoa, Chordata, Mammalia, Chiroptera, Phyllostomidae. The coding region runs from base 21 to 1862 and encodes 613 amino acids. The record is from RefSeq and is a predicted model, not a curated record. The transcript is spliced from 8 exons.